CAACAGUUUCUGUCCGCUUCACUGUUAGAUUUUGACUUACAGUGAGACUGAUCUAGAGGGCGCUUUCCACAGUAGUAAUCGUUCGUUGCUAUGUAAAUAGUCGCUAGUGCUACUUAUCAGAUCUAUUGUUUACUAAUCUUUAAGAUGGCUGCUCAAAUGGAAUCUCUCCAAUCUAGUCAACAGAGUACUGCAAUAGGUACGCCUUUGUAUGAGCAAACACCUAGAACCUCAGAACCAAACUAUCCCUUAGAUGGAAAGUCAUAUGUCUUUACUGGACCAUCUUACUAUGUCCCCACCGAAAGACGAUGGCUUUCUAUAAACGACUACAGAGCACUGCCUAUUGAAACCAGACGAGAUGCCAUUUUAUUUGAAUCUGAAAAUGAAUGGAGGAAGUAUCAAGAGUCUCCCGGAAUAUGGUCGAAUAGCAGUUUGUCUGACAUUCCUGCAAAAUACCCUACUUCACACACUUCAGUUCUCCUACCAUAUCAACGAACAGCAUGGUCGCGAGGUUGGGAUGGUUCGGGAUUUUUCGUUCCAUCAACGAAUGCAUGGAUCCAUGAACAAGUCGGUCCCAAUAUUCCCACUGAAUCUUUAUUAUUUUAUAAUGAAGAAGACUGGAUGAAAUUUAAAUAUAUGGCUGAAAAUCCUGUCUUACCAAAUCUUCAAAAAGAAGGAAAAAUAAUUAUUUGAUGUGUUUUCAUCAGACAGAAUUAACCGGUUGUUAUUUUUGAUUUACGAAUAUAUUUGAAGUAAUAACACCAGAAGAAUGUUCAUAUUAUCUUUAAAGUUUAAUUUAUAUACAUGUGGACAGUUGAAAUAUAUAAUGUUUAUUUAAAAUAGAAAAAGUCUACUUGAAAA
Molecule: messenger RNA, 858 nt
Organism: Patella vulgata (common limpet)
Lineage: Eukaryota; Metazoa; Mollusca; Gastropoda; Patellidae
Exons: 3
Coding region: 145-690 (181 amino acids)
Source: RefSeq, a predicted model, not a curated record